Vigna unguiculata (cowpea) is the source of this 2069-nucleotide messenger RNA. RefSeq names its product AMSH-like ubiquitin thioesterase 1. The record is from RefSeq and is a predicted model, not a curated record. NCBI's taxonomy places the organism in Eukaryota, Viridiplantae, Streptophyta, Magnoliopsida, Fabales, Fabaceae. Gene Ontology annotation, biological process: protein K48-linked deubiquitination; protein K63-linked deubiquitination. Gene Ontology annotation, molecular function: K63-linked deubiquitinase activity; protein binding; metal-dependent deubiquitinase activity. Gene Ontology annotation, cellular component: membrane; endosome.
AAAAUAAGGGUAUGGCGACGCGGGAGCGGCCAAACAGAUCCUGAAGCAAACCCGCGUUUCCAUAUUUACCCUCACAACAACCCCAAAUUACAAUUAUCGCAUUCAUUCACCUCAUCGCUUCAACCCGAUCUAAUUUCUACACCGCCGUCGAUGAUCGAUCACCGUUAGCCUCGUCAUCCUCGCUUUGCGAAGUUUCGGUGUCGUCGUUACGUUUGUAGGAAUAAAACGACGGCGACGACGGUGACACGCUGCGUUGCGUGAAACGAUAAGAGAAACCGAUGAGGUCCUCUUCUUCGGAUAGGAUCAGCAUCGCUGCCAGUGCUCAGAGACUCGAUGUCGAUAACCGAAUCGCGCUCCGAUUCUACUACCGCAUCGCCGAUAACAUCCUCCGACAGGCUGACAUCUUCCGCGCUGAGAAGAAUAUUAUUGACCUCUAUGUGAUGCUUUUAAGAUUUUCUAGUUUGGUGUCUGAGACAAUACCACGUCACCGAGAUUAUAGAUCAUCUCCACAAAGGCAGAAAGAAUCAUUGAAAAAGAAAUUGUUAAUUUCUUUGAAUGAACUGGAGAAAUUGAAACCAGUGGUCCAACAGAAGAUCAAUGAGCUUAACAACAAUCUCGCAUACCAACAAAAUGGGCGUGGAAAUUUUAGUUCAAAUAAUUCACUGGAUUUUUCUCCCAUGAAAAAGCAAACAUCAGCUAGUUAUGGCCAAAUAAAGGCAGCUAGACCUACUAGAACUGGGGAGCUUUUUUACCAAGGAUCUAGGACCCAACAAUUCUCUUAUGCCAGGCCUGUGGAAGAGCAUGUACGAAGACUAUCUCUAACUCUUCCACCUCCAAAGGAGGAAACUCUCUCUAGACAUUCUAUCCUUGGUCCCAAUGGGUUAAAGGGACAGUGGAGACCACCUUCCACUGAUAAAAGGAUUAGGUAUCCAAGCAACAUUGAUCUGUCUCCUGUUGAAUUGCCAAGCCUACAAAAUCCUUCGGAACAUGAAUCUGUGAGUAAGAAAGAUGAUAGCAUUGCGGAACACUAUAAGUCAGAUUUAGAUUCACUUGUUACCCAAAGUGAGGACGUCCAACCCCAGCCUCAGCCUCAACUUCAGCAUGAUCAGGAACCUCCUUCUCUUAUUUCGUUUGAAACAACAGAAAUCACUCCUGAAAUAGAGGUUAUCAGGCAGCCUUCUCCUCCACCUGUACUUGCCGAGGUUGUAGAUUUGGUCCCUGCAGCAUCACCUUGUGUUCAGGAAGCAGGAUGUAAGGCAGAGAUUUCAUCAACGGAUAGUCGUGUUCAUGCAGAGGCUCCUCUGCAACUGCACAUUUCAACUUCUUUGAUGGAGAGUUUUAUGAAGCUUGCCAAGUCAAAUACAAAAAAGAAUUUAGAGACUUGUGGAGUCCUUGCCGGUUUGCUUAAAAACAGAAAAUUUUAUAUUACCGCCCUUAUAAUCCCAAAGCAGGAGUCAACAUCAGAUUCUUGUCAGACUACAAAUGAAGAGGAAAUAUUUGAAGUGCAGGAUAAACGAUCUCUUUUUCCCCUUGGGUGGAUCCAUACACAUCCUACACAAUCUUGUUUCAUGUCGUCAAUUGAUCUGCACACCCACUACUCCUAUCAGAUUAUGCUGCCGGAAUCUGUUGCAAUAGUCAUGGCGCCAAAAGAUAGUACAAGAAACCAUGGCAUUUUUCGGUUGACCAGCCCUGGUGGAAUGUCUGUGAUUAAACAAUGUGAUCAGCGUGGGUUUCAUCCACACAGUCAACCUCCAGAUGGUGGUCCUAUUUACAAGACAUGUACAGAUGUAUACAUGAACCCAGAUUUAAAAUUUGAUGUCAUUGAUCUUCGAUAAGACUUAUUUAUGCCAUCAUUGUUUAUACAAAUAGGUUUUACUUUUACCAUUAAUUCACCAGCUGUGGCCAUAAGGAAUGUCCCGGCCGUGUUUGUAAAAAGAAAUCUUGCUCGUUGGCUUUUUAAUUUUUUGGGUAACACCUUUUUAACUUUGUAUUGCUGUGCUGCAUCCUACUACUGGUUGACUAUGCUGUUUAAUUAAAAUGCAUAUACCGAUUUGUAUCAGUUAUCAUAA